CAGAUGUCUUUCUCGAGGUAAUGGAUCAACUGUCGCAGUGUGUUUGAUUGCAGAGGCCCACCAUCUCUCCCCUCACCUCUCCACAGUCUGCAAGGAGGCACUCCCGUCAUUCCCGCCCGCUGCAUACAGAUACUUGCCGAGCUGGGCCACGCCCACCCCGCCCCGUGGGGACCGGAGACUGCAGACCUCAGUCCACUCGUCACUCUGGGGGUCGUACCUCUCCACAGUACGGUAGCAGUUGACGUCAUCCAGUCCUCCGACAGCGUACAUGGGUCCUCCGAUGGCUCCAACAGCAAUGCCUCUCCUGAGGGUCUUCAUUGGCUGCACGUACUGCCACACCCCCUUCUUGGGGUCGUAGCAUUCAACUGAGUUGAGAUGUUGAUGACCGUCGUGCCCGCCCACUGCAUACAGCUUCCCGUCCAGGUAGGCCACGCCCACAUGACGUCGCCGUGAGCACAGCUCCGGUCCUUCAUGCCAGGAAUUUGUCCUGAAGUCAUAACACUCUACGCUGCUGAAAGGCUCUCCAAUAGCGCCUCUUCCUCCCACUGCAAACAACAUCCCCACGGUCGACUUGCGGGGGUGGAACCUCCGAUCCUCCAGGUGCCAGAAUUUCUCUGGCAUCAGGUGAAAGUUUUUGGCGUCGUCGACAAAAUCUCGGCAUUUGAGGCUCUUUCUGACAAAGGGGUUUGCCUCGACCUGUUCGGUGAGGAAGGAAGUGGAGAGCAGAGGAAGACGGACAACGCUAAUGAGAGCCGGGAGAUGAGGCACUCUCUCUUCCGUACGGACACCCAGCCACGUCUCCACCGCUCGGUAAACAUCUUCUUCGCUCCUUACGUUCACGUCAUCACUGUCCAGUAACCAGGCAAGGUCAUCUCCGGAGAGCGAGAGAAAUUCCUCGUUCUUGAUUGCAUCCAUGAAAUGGCUCUGGAAGUACUCGGAUGCGAGUUGUACUAGUCGCGUGCUGCCAUAGGUCCGUGCAAAAGACCUGAUCCCCAGACAGUUGGAAGGGUGAAGCUGACACUCGAGGAACUUGGCUGCUGCCUCAAACACCGAGGGGAAGGAGUAUAUUGAGCUGGCCAUCAUGACUGACUGUACGUUCUGUGUCGUGAUCUCCAGCUUGCAGGUGUAGGCAAACUCCACCAGGAGUUUCAUGGCUCCAGCCUCCACCUCCUUCAACUCCACUCUCUCUUGUCGGCUCUCUCUCAUGCCACCGGCGAACAUGGAGGAGAAGUACUGGGAGGAAGCGGCCAGGACGAGACGGUGCGCCAGGAUUUCUUCCCCGCCGACCUCCAGCACCACGUCGCAGAGUUUCUGCUCCUCUCUCAUCUGCUGCAUCCUCUCGAAGGCCUCUCCCGGGUGCUCCUUGGCCUCGAACAGCUGCAUCUCUUCCCUCGAGCCGCGAGGCUCCUCGCUGCCACCGCUGAUCAGGACACUGGUCAUCGUCUUGGCCAGAGCUUCCACAUCAACGGGCGGGGAAAUUGCUGGAACUUGAGGCUGAUUUUCUUCUUCCACUUCUUCCUGUUCGUCCUCAGAAAGAGCGAGGUUUCGAGCCGGUGGUGUAGCUGCCAUUUUCGAGCUCACUCCGCAGUUUUUGGGUGCACGUGCCAAGCCACACCCAUUUUUGCACAUGCGCACUAGUACUACGCUAUGGUGCUCUCCAAAUCGAAUAACUUGUUGCUACAGCACCUGAUAAACAAUCAGUGUUUUCUCAUGUGUUCUCUGGACUAGAAGACAAGAAAGGAAUGUCGGAUGAACCGGGGAAGGGAUCGUCUGACAACGUGCAGGUAGCAGUUCGCUGCCGGCCGCUGAGCUCGGGGGAGAAAGAGGCGGGGCACAGUGUGGUGGUGAGUGUCGAUGUUGAGCAAGGUGAGGUGGUGCUGACCCCGCCCACCUCCGCGGGCUCUCACCGGCGAGGAGAGCAGGCGAGGACGUUUGUGUUCGACUCGGUGUUUGGUCCGGAGUCCCAGCAACUGGACAUCUACAACGAGACUGCGAGGCCCAUAGUGGAUUCAGUCCUGGAGGGGUACAAUGGUACAAUAUUUGCCUACGGGCAGACAGGGACGGGAAAGACGUUCACAAUGCAGGGGGAGAAGGAGCCUCCAGAGAAGAGAGGAAUCAUUCCUAACUCCUUCGCUCACAUCUUUGGACACAUCGCCUCCUGUCAGGGAGAAACACAGUUCCUGGUCCGAGUGUCAUAUCUGGAGCUGUACAAUGAGGAGGUAUCAGAUCUGCUGAGCAAGGCGGUGAGAAAGAGACUGGAGGUCCACGUGAGACCAGAUGUCGGAGUCACCGUGAGGGACCUCUCAUGUUUCGUGGUGAAGAAUGCAGACGAAAUGGAGAAACUGAUGACCAUCGGAGAUCGAAACAGGCAUUUUGCAGUGACAGACAUGAACGAGCAUUCCUCGAGGUCUCACGUGGUGUUCUCAGUAACAGUGGAGAGAAGUGACGUGGGUCCAGACGGAGAGCCACAUGUCCGUAUGGGAAAACUGAACCUUGUUGACCUUGCCGGCUCGGAGAGGCAGAGCAAGACGGGAGCGGAGGGAGAGAGACUGAAGGAGUCCAUGAAAAUCAACCUCUCCCUCAUGAUGCUGGGAAACGUCAUCUCUCAACUGGUGGACGGGAAGAGCAAACACAUCCCGUACCGCAACUCGAAACUCACCCUCCUUCUCCAAGACUCUCUGGGAGGGAACUCAAAGACAGUCAUGAUUGCAAAUAUUGGUCCAGCCAGCUACAACUGGGACGAGACGCUCAACACGCUGAGAUAUGCCAACAGGGCUAAGAAUAUUCAGAACAAGGCUCGAAUCAAUGAGGAUCCAAAGGAGGCCAUGUUGAGAGAGUUUCAGAAAGAGAUUGAAGAGUUGAAGAGACAGUUGGAAGAAGGCAGUGGUGGGGAGGAAGGGGAGGGAGAGGAGGGUCAGAGGGGAAAGAGGAAGAAGAGAAGAAGAGAGGACAAGUAAGUCAGUGAGAGAGAUCCAAUCUCGUAGCACUAGGAUUUGACGAUGACAGGUAGUGCAGGGAUAUCACCAAGAUCCGCAGCCAAGGUCAGAGUCCAGCUGGAGAGAGAGAGGGCAGAACUUCUGAAGAAGACGGGACUUGCCGAAGGGGAGAGAGACUCCACCCGUCGAGAGCUGGAGAGGAAGGAGGAGGAGCUGGCCAAGGCCCAAGAGCAGCAUGCAGAGAUGGAGAGGAAACUGAAGGACCUGUCGUCCAAGGUGAUAGUGGGCGGAGUCAACCUCCUGGAGAAGGCGGAGACUCAGCAGAGGCUCCUCGAGCAGUCGGCCAGAGAACUGGAGAAGAGGAAGAAGAAAGAAGCCAAACUCACCAGAAAGCUGCAAAGGAAGGAGGCGGAGAGGGUGGAUAUGGAGGAGAAGUAUGCCACUCUACAGGAUGAGGCUGCGGCAAAGAAAACUAGAUUGAAGGAGGUCUGGAGAGAGGUCCAGAGGACCAGGGAAGAGUUGUCCAACCAGAGGGCAGACUUUGAGCAGGAGAGGCAGGCGAUGGAGGAGACAGUGAGGGAACUGAGUCGAGAGGUGAGGCUGCACCAGCUGGUCAUCGACGCCUACGUCCCAGACCAGUACCAGCAGCUGAUCCAUUCCCAUUCCACAUGGAAUGACGACACUGGAGAAUGGCAUCUGCGUGGCGUGGCAUACACUGGAAACAAUGUCCAGAGACCUCAGCCACCACCUCAUGAUCACCAGGAACCAGAAUGGGACACCAGAAUGGCAUACCUCUCCUACCACAUUGGGGAGGUCAGAGUUCACUCUCUGUCUGAGAGGUCAUAGCUCGGCAGAUGUUUCUUGUAUUGUCACAUGAUGCAGACUAAUCAGCCAACAAAACACUUUGCUGCAAAUUAUUAUUUACGAAGAUGAUUGGUUGAUUUCGGAGGUGGUGAUAUAUACAGUGUGAAAUUGAAAAAGUCAGUCUUCAUCGUCACUACUGUCAUCCUCACUGUUGCUAGAGGCUUGCAGAUCCUCCAGUAACAGAUCUACUCCCUCCACCCAUGGCUCCAACUCCACACCUCUACUGUCCCCCUCAUCCCAUUGCUCCACAUCCACUUCUCCCUCUUCCCCUCCUCCCACCCCCACACCCUCACUCCCUCCCUGACACAAGCUGAGGAUGUCGGCACGAGCAGAACUCGAGGCUGCUGGGGAGUUGGGACCAACAAUAUCCUCCAAUUUCCUCUCCAACUGACUAAUCAGCUCCGCCCCCUGCAAUCAUAAUGUUUACUAUUGUAUUCAUGAUGACAGAAGCUCCACCCACCUCAUCAAGAGCCUUGGUUCCCAUGGCGACCAUGGUCUCAGCAGUGGCAGUGAUCUUGGAGCGAGGUCCAUUGUAGGUGAGACUGUUCUCUCGUAUCUGGUUCAGGUCGGUCAUGAAGGCAGCUCGACUCCGGUACAUUCUCUGCCGACACUUCUUUGUCAUGGUGCCAAGGUCCAUGGGGCAGCGAAUGACCUUGUAGUAGUCAGGAAUGUUCUUGGCAGGCACCGGGUCAUGGAACAUCCACACCUCAGGGGAUGAUUUCAUGGUCUCGACGGCCUUGGUGAAGAGAUAGGAGAGAGCGACCUGCGGAUCAUCUGCCAGCGCUGGGUUUAUCUCCACUUCCAGCUGCUCCAGCUCCUUCUCAUACUGCCAGCAGAGAACACCAGGGCACAGGGGG
This is a messenger RNA of Geodia barretti, 4657 nucleotides long. Lineage: Eukaryota; Metazoa; Porifera; Demospongiae; Tetractinellida; Geodiidae. The record is from the annotation of a GenBank genome assembly.